Molecule: messenger RNA, 291 nt
Organism: Rhizophagus irregularis DAOM 181602=DAOM 197198
Lineage: Eukaryota; Fungi; Glomeromycota; Glomeromycetes; Glomerales; Glomeraceae
Source: RefSeq, a predicted model, not a curated record
AUGCAACAAUCAUCAAAAUCAAUUAAAUUUGAAAUAGUAUUUGUUUUAAUUCUUGUAGGAAUAUUUGUUUAUCGUUAUUUUCAAGAUCAGGAAGUUGAUAAGGAUGAAACACAUGAAAAUCAGCUAAAUGAUUUUGAUGAAAAUGAAGAUCUUAACGAAUAUUUACCUCCUGCAUCAAAAUAUGACCCUCAUAUAAAUUAUGAUGAACUUGCAUGGAAAGCAUAUUACAAAAUGCAUAAGGGGGAACCAUUUGCUGAGAAAGCAAAAAAAAUAAUUGAAUCACAUAAUUAG